Microsporum canis CBS 113480 is the source of this 1296-nucleotide messenger RNA. RefSeq lists its product as hypothetical. The transcript has 2 exons. The record is from RefSeq and is a predicted model, not a curated record. Lineage: Eukaryota; Fungi; Ascomycota; Eurotiomycetes; Onygenales; Arthrodermataceae. Bases 1 to 1296 code for a protein of 431 amino acids.
AUGGCCCUCACAUAUACAGAAGCAAGUGGUGGCAGCAUCAACUUCACCAGCGAUGAUAACGCUGUCUCUUCACCAUUUCUAUACAUACCCAAGACAGAGCAGAAGAGCAACAGUCCGUCAAAGCAGGGCUAUAUAACACCCUUCCUCCUCGAAGACGGGCGUCGGUUUGAUGCCACGGCUGGAGAUGAGUCCUACUUCCCUCCCUAUCAAGUGACAGACAUCGACGGCCAGACAGACCUUGCCGUCCCCAGGACAUACUCUGCCACCGGAAGCCCGAUAUCGACCUUCUCCAUGUCCAGUGCAGACGACGAGGACGUCCCGGAGGUGCAGAGCUUGAUCAGGCAGGCAGCCUCAGGUGCAGACAGGCAGCAGUCCAUCAGCACGUCGGCAUAUACAUCUAUAGACAAGCCAGCUCCUCAACGCAGCGAUGCAAGCUCUCGAACAUCGUCCUUUUCGAUAGAGCGUCGUCGACAGUCCAGAGGAGGGCAGGAAUCGUCUAGAUCUCCCUCGUCCACCAGGCCGAAGCGUAGCGUACAGCAUCUACGCGGCAAGUCAGGGACAUACGCCAAACUCACCCCUUCCCGGUCCGAGGUUGGCAGCUCAGGACGCAACGAGCGAGAUCUCCUAGCCCUUCACCGCGAGAGCUGUCUCCUCUUCAGCCAGACGGACCGUACCCCUUUAUCAACCCGCCACUCUCACUCAAGCAAGCAAUCUCAUCAGCAUUCAGCUUCUUCGUCUCCACUGCUCAGACCAGAAAACACACCCACUUCCCCCUUUCAGUCUGACGGCAUACCGUCACCGCCCAUCGACCAGUUCACAUGGACCCCUAUUCAUGAUCUCUCCUCUUCCAUAGCAGAUGCCACGCCACUUCCGCCGCCGCCAUCUCUCCCCAAGACAGUAAUAGACUGGACAUCUCCCUCCACUCGGCGACGAGAAUAUGAAAAGAUCGACCGCGCCAGCCGAGGGAUACGCGGUGCAUGGAGAAAGCUUGCUCCCCAGUGGUGUCAGAGCAAAGAUGCUCGAGCCCCUUUUUUUGAAGAAUGCAAGGCUGGCCAUGCAAAGGAUGACGGUAGUGUAAGGAGAUUCCGCAUGGAUAUCCCCGAAGAAGAAGAAGAGGAAGAAGAAGCAGAAGAAGAACCCAGGUGCCAGGCUCGAGGUGUGACGGUGCUGCGAAACGGGCUCGUCUCAGUGCUCACCAGACGCAAGUCCGAGAACGAGGCCGUUCGAUCUGAGAGGCCUUCUGCCGUCAUCAAGACCUGGCGUCUCAAUCACAGACGCAAUUCGUCCUUCGUCUAA